This is a messenger RNA of Sinocyclocheilus rhinocerous, 582 nucleotides long. RefSeq names its product E3 ubiquitin/ISG15 ligase TRIM25-like. The annotation marks the transcript as partial. NCBI's taxonomy places the organism in Eukaryota, Metazoa, Chordata, Actinopteri, Cypriniformes, Cyprinidae. The record is from RefSeq and is a predicted model, not a curated record. Gene Ontology annotation, molecular function: zinc ion binding. The transcript has a single exon.
CAGGAGCUGACCUGCUCCAUCUGUCUGGAUCUCUUCAGCGAGCCCGUCUCCACGCCAUGCGGACACAACUUCUGCCAGGGCUGCAUCGGGGGCUACUGGGCCUCCAGCUCCGUGUGCAGCUGCCCACUGUGCAAACGGGUGUUUGAGGAGCGUCCUGAGCUCAGCAUAAACCGGGUGUUCGCUCAUAUCGCCCAGAAAUAUAAAGAGAUGCAGUACGGCUGGCCUCCUCAGCCGAAGCCAAGGCAAAAAGCAGUUAUUACCGGAGCUUCUCUGGCUGAGGCCGAGCAGAUUUUGUGUGACAUCUGCAGCGGCAAGAAAAAGAAAGCCGUGCGCUCCUGUCUUACGUGCACUGCGUCGUACUGCGAGCUUCACGUGGUGCCACAUCAGCAGACGUCGCUCUACGCCUCCCAACGACUGCUGGACCCUCACGAGGCCCUGCGAGGCCGAACCUGCCAGGAGCACCACCGGCUGAUGGAGGUCUACUGCCGCACGGAUCAGAAGUGCAUUUGUGCCAUCUGCGUGCUGGAGGAACACCGCACACACACCACAGUCUCAGUGCAGACAGAACGCGCUAGCAAACAG